Messenger RNA from Rhododendron vialii, 783 nucleotides. RefSeq lists its product as uncharacterized. The record is from RefSeq and is a predicted model, not a curated record. The transcript has a single exon. Lineage: Eukaryota; Viridiplantae; Streptophyta; Magnoliopsida; Ericales; Ericaceae. The coding region runs from base 1 to 783 and encodes 260 amino acids.
AUGAUAGCUAAAGUUACUGACCUUGAAAUCAAAGACACCUUCUGGUCUCUUAAUCCUUCUAAAGCCCCAAGUCCUGAUGGCUACAAUUCUGGGUUCUUUAGGAAAGCUUGGCCUAUCAUUGGUCAUGAAGUCACUGCAGCUGUCAAAGCCUUUUUUAGGUCUGGUCAAAUGCUUAAAAGAGCUAAUUCUACCAUAGUAGCUCUUGUGCCUAAAGUUCCUAAUCCUUCAAAGGUUGGGGAUUUAACGCCCAUUUCAUGUUGUAAUAUUGUCUACAAGUGCAUUUCUAGAAUUCUUGCUAAAAGACCGCAGGUUGCUCUUCCUUCUUUAAUUGACCAUGUUCAAUCAGGCUUUGUUAAAGGUAGGAGGAUUGCUGAUAAUAUUUUCCUAACCCAGGAACUUAUGAGAGGAUAUCAUAAAUCAUCAUCCUCUCCUAGGUGUGCUAUGAAAGUGGACAUUAUGAAGGCUUAUGACAAUGUGAGAUGGGAUUUUCUUUGGGAUACUCUAUCUUCCAUGAAUUUCCAUCCCCCGAUGAUUAAAUGGCUUCAAGCUGUGUUACCACUGCCAAUUGCUCCCUUAGCAUCAAUGGGGAAGUCACCAGCUACAUUCAUGGGAAAAGAGGGCUCAAGCAACGCGAUCCAUUUUCCUCUUACCUAUUUAUCAUUGUUAUGGAGAUUCUCACUUGUCUCCUUUGAUUUUCGUUAUCACUGGAGAUGUGGAGCUACUAAGAUUUUGAACCUGUGCUUUGCUGAUGAUCUUAUGAUCUUUUGCAAAGGAGAAUUGUAA